UUAGGAAACUUAACGUCCCCUCGUCUCUCUCCCAAAACCUCCCUUUCUCUUUCAAUCUCUUAUUUUUGGUAUUUAUUUUUUAAAAAAUGGCAAUUUCUGGAUCCAGAAAAUUUCUAUCACGAAGCUUUUCGACACUUUCUCCUCAUCCAUUACGCGUCUGCAUUGUCGGAAGCCGUGCCGACGGCUUCUACACAGCCGAAAAGCUGUUGAAGACACAUCAAGGAUCACAAGUUGACAUCAUCGAUCGGUUACCUACGCCCUUUGGAUUGGUACGCUCCGGUGUCGCACUUGAUCAUCUCGAAACUAAGAAUGUGAUUAAUCAAUUCUCUCGGGUUGCGCAAAGGUGCAUGUUUCUGGGGAAUAUCACUCUUGGGUCUUCCAUUUCUCUCGCAGAGCUUCGGGAACUUUAUCAUGUUUGAAUUUAAUUGACCAGGUUGUGCUUGCAUAUGGAGCCGAAAGUGACAGUUCUAAGCAUUCCAGGGGAAAAUUGUGCUGAAGAGUAUUGGCUAUAAAUCAGUGCCAGUGGAUGGUUUGCUGUUUGAUAAUCAGAAAGGUGUGGUUCCAAAUAUCAAAGGUCGAGUUCUAUGUGAUAAUUCAAGAGAUCAUACAUACAUGAGAAUGGAUUGUAUGCCUGUGGGUGGUUUAAAAGAAGACCAACAGGCAUUCCUGCUACAAACCUAUACCGUGCUGAGGAAACUGUCAAGUUCUCUCAUGUUGCCUAAACAUAUAUUUUGAGUCUGUUUUUAAGGACCGUUUCCAGCUUUGUUGGUUGUAACGUUUAAGCAUCUUACCAAGAGUUGCAUGUAGUUGCCAACGGCGCCAUUGUUAUGGUAGGUUGCAAGCGUAUCAGAAGAUCUUGAGCAAGGAGUCUUAGCAUCAACAACCAGCUUGUCGAAACCUGGAAGAGACUGACUCCUCCAGAUUUUGGACAAUAGAAAUGUCAGAGUGUACCAUUCAGUGCUUGGGAAAGGAUUGAUGAGGAAGAAAAGAGACUAGGGAAUUUGAGAAAUAAACCCAGAGAAAAAUUGACUGCAUGGGAAGACCUACGGAAUGCUGCCUCGGAAUGAAUGUGCCCUUUCUCUAGUUAAACACAUCCUUUUUCUUAUACUUUCAUGCUGUGAGAUAUAUAUAUUUUUCUGGUGAAAAGGAAAAAUCUAUUGUAAUUGUCCCUUGUAAUUUGUUAAUUUUUCUCUAGCCUUUUGAAACAAAAUAAAAAAGUUGAGGUCAGAGGACAUGAAAAUGAAAAUCCCUCAAGCUACAGUCAUCACAUUGAAUUGUUAAAUGAAAUCUGAACCUUGAAGUUUAUUCCGGUUAAUUUGUGGGUUUUUCUCAUACAAUUUAUUGAACGAACAUUAUUGUCUCUUUAUUGCUGAGAGAGACAGAACUUGCAAACUGGAUUAACGAAGAGUGAUCCAUCGGGUAAUUUGAGCCGUAUUUUGUUUUCAGUUUCUUGAUUUGGUGAUUAAGAAUAUUUAAGAAGACAUGUAAAAUAAAAAUUCAAAAUUUAUCAUCUCUAUCCUUUAUCAUGUGAGAUAAAAAAAAAAUUGUCAUCCUGUAACGGACCAUGUAGACACCACUUUCUCCAAAUUCAGCCCACAUUAUUGGGCCAUGCU
This is a messenger RNA of Durio zibethinus, 1613 nucleotides long. The record is from RefSeq and is a predicted model, not a curated record. Lineage: Eukaryota; Viridiplantae; Streptophyta; Magnoliopsida; Malvales; Malvaceae.